Molecule: messenger RNA, 2718 nt
Organism: Fusarium redolens
Lineage: Eukaryota; Fungi; Ascomycota; Sordariomycetes; Hypocreales; Nectriaceae
Exons: 2
Coding region: 58-2718 (886 amino acids)
Source: RefSeq, a predicted model, not a curated record
GAUCGAAUCAUUAUUCUAGCGGCCUGCGAAACGAUUCCGGGUCCGGCCUUGCAGGAGAUGCCCCAAACAUUUGAAAUAGCAUAUGCGAAAUCUCGUUCGUUUCAGGAGAAACCGGGUAAUAAUCGGUGGAGAGCAGAGGAUGAGAGUCGAUCUUUACACCUACAAUAUGCGAUUCCGACCCAGUAUUUGAUGCCUUUCUGGCAGUCAGUCCUCAAAAAUGCCAACUCAUUUCAAGUUUUGAAUCAAUCAGGGGAACCAGUUCCAUACUUCAAAAACCCUCGACUGCUUUUCCAGUCCCACGAUCUCAAAAAUGCCUUCAGUCGCGAAACUCUCCAAGAAACCCUAAGCCUUUUCCAAGAGACGGUACUUCAAUCCUUGGACCCUGCGCAUCUGGAUAUCCGCUCGUGCUGGUUGGAUAUCGGUUUCAGGGAUCAUGCCGCCUGCCCUGGUCCUCGGGCUCCCUCAGGGUCAGGGUCAGAGUCAGAGCCUUUCACUCUCCUAUGGAAGAGCCGAUGCCACCACCACCUUCACGAGAAGCUCUGUCGAGUCAAUCCUAGCACUCCGUUUGCUGCUACCUACUUCCAAGGGUUUCUUCUCCGAGACAUUGGUGACUAUCAGUCCAAGGCGACAUCUAACGGAGCCUCGAACCCGGGUCGGCGCGAGCAACGAGACCCCGGCAUCAUCCGCUUUAAGGCAUAUAACUGCAUCAAAGAGCAAGUCUCUGUUAUGUUCAACAGCUACAAUAUCUUUGGGUCGGGGUUUCUUCCACUUCUCGCUCUCAAUGAAGACAUGAUUAAGGGUCUUUCGUCUACCAGCGGGGGUGGCCAGGAUACUCCUGUAACUCAGAUGAGUCGUAGCUCCUUAUUGAAAGCCUGGAAAGCCAACAAGCGUCACGUUAGAGCCAUUUCAGAUACGAAAAGUCGAGCAGGCUAUGGUAUCAGGAAAGAGAUGACUUUUCGUCUCGACAUAAUCCUUACCAUGUGGGAUCGCGGCUACUUUGAUCCCAGCCUGAAUCCCCACGUCGGUCGACUUUCAUGGAACGCGUCACCCACGCCUAGCACCGCUGAGCAUUGUCCUUUCUGGAUAGUCCCAACUAGGGAUAUCAACUGUCUUAUAUUCACUCAGGCGGCACGCUGUUUUGUCGACUUCUCAUGUAUUGUCUCAAUGCCGAGCAACGUUUCCUAUAUGAUAACUGGAUUUGGCAAUCACGAUGGACAGUACAAAAUGGGCAAAAAAAGAGGGUCACGACUAGAGCGACGCGGUCUUGGACUCGAUGAUUCAGUGACCAUGUCGGGGAUGCCGUGGAUUCCCCAACAUUGUAUGGACUGGAAUGGUGGACACAUCGCCCUAGAGACUCUUGUUCAUACCUACCUACCCCGGAAUCCUGUUCAUAACCGUUUCAUCCACCAGCCAAAUGUCCAGUUCUUUACCACAAACAAAGUCUCUGUUGAGCACUGUCUACAACAGUGGGUCAAAGAGGCUCGACUUGAAUUCGACCGUGGGCAUAGCCAAAAGGCCGUAGAGCUAGUCGAAAGUAUCACGCAUCUAGCUGUUGAAGAAGUCGCUCGGGCUUAUCAUCUACAUAUGCUCUCAAAGAUGCAACAGUACUGGAGUCGAGUUCUACCGCAGAAAAAGCCCAACGCACUUCCUUGCAUUCGUCGUUUGAGACAAAGUCAAGAGGAAUCAGUCGCCCAAGUGGGCCACAUCGUAACUGCUCAGACUAUAUGGGAAAUCUAUGACGAAGCUUGGGAUAUAUAUAGCGAUGUUCUCCUAGGUUCGCCAUCCGAACAGACACCGGAAGAAAUACCUUGUUGGAAGGCAGCACGUAAGCUUCUGCCGCCCGAGGACGCUUGGUCCGAGUUCGUAUUUCGGCGCCUUUUCGGCCGCCCAGAUCAACCAACCUGGAAUGGCCUUGGCUUUCUAAAGCUAUACCGAAGAUUCAUGGAGAUUUGGGAGGUAAUUCAGGAGUACGCGGGACCCUUUGAUACCCGAUUCCGUCGUAUGAUUGGGAAUUUCAUUCUGGUUACCUUCAACAGUGAUCGAACUAAGGAGAUUGGGACGAAUUGCAGUUCGGGAACCUGGUACACGGAUCAGCCAUCGUUUUUCAGAAUACAGUUCUGGGCUCCGUAUUUCUCGCCACCAAAGAGUAAUAUGGGAUGCUCCUGGGCCUCGGUAGAUGAUUAUCAAUGCCGCAAUCCCCUCAUAUCGCCAGUUACCGUCUCCCUGAUCUUGAGCGAUGAGCAGUUUCAGAGCCGUGCCAAUCAUUUUCAGCAGUUAUGGUCACGAUUUGUCCUUAACAAAGAGGACCCGCAUCAGAUGAGACCCAAAUCAAGAAACCGCAGAUGCCAAGAAGCGUUGCAAUGCCUCGUAGACCUCACAGGCCCCCGAUGGGCACAGGGUGGCGAUGAUUUGGCAUAUGCCUUGCCCUGGAGAUUCUAUCCCCCGAGGAUGGGAGACGAGUACGAAGACCCAUUCCGCAUCCCUAUCUCAUCAACGUCCGCCCGUUUCGAGUACAAACCGUGCAGACCCACCAGACAUGGCUAUAUGAAUAUUCAAAUAAGGCCUUAUAUGAAUAUGCAUGAAUAUAUUCACAUUCAUAUCCAUAUAAUAUAUGAAUAUAAUAUGUAUUUGCGUAUCCAUAUUCAUGCAUAUUCAUAUAAGGGAGGGGUUCCUGAUUGGCUCAAAUUAGAUCUAAUCUCUGUAGAUGAUUGGUACUAG